CUAAUAUUUAUAAUUUGGAUGCAAAGCAAAUAAGAAAUAAAUUACGACACAGCCAGUUUUCAUACAAUAUGCCAGAGAAAACAUUUACUAAAAGAUAUCACUUAUUUUUUAUAUAUAAUCGAUGACACAAUGAUUCUUACAAAUGUAUAAAUAAAUGUUCAUUUAAAAGGAACUUGAGUCUUAAUAACCUAAAUACUAUCUAUAAUUGAAUUUAGAAACUAAGAUUUUUUGGAGUAUUGAAAAGGACAGAUAACUAUCAUAAUUUGGGUUUGAAUACAAAGGGUCAGUCAAAUAUUUUGUUGGUAAAGAUGAAGAACUUAGGAAAUUGAAAUCUCAUUUAAGAAAUAGAGUCAUGUUUAAAGAUGUGAGUGAUUUCUAUUAACCAUUGAAAUUAUUAGGUAAGGGUGGAUCUUCGAAAGUAAACAUUUCUUUAUAUAUAAGGUGUAUCUAGUAGUGGAUAAGGAUAAUAAGUAAGAUUUUGCAUCAAAAUGUGUUGAAAAGAGAUAUUUAAAAGAAGAUGGAGGAUUUGUAUAAUAUUGUAUUUUAUUGUUAGUAAGCCUUAUUUAAUGAGAUAAAUUUAAUGGCCACAUUAGAUCAUGACUCUGUUGUAAAAUUGGAAGAAGUCUAUGAGGGAGAAAAUACAUUUUAUCUAAUUCUAGAACAUUUGAAAGGCAAUUCAUUACAUGAUCUUAUAAGUAGAGGAUAAAUAGGAUAAUUAAGUUGGGAUUAGAUUAAAUCUAUCCUUUGGGUAUUUUUGUAAUUUUUAGAUUUCUAGUAAAUAUUGACAGGAGUUUCAAGAAUGCAUUAAUUAGAAAUUAUGCAUAGAGAUUUAAAACCUGAAAAUAUCAUGUUUAAAGAAGUUAAUCAAAUAACUGGAUUGAGAAUAGUUGAUUUUGGAUUAGCAACAUCUACUCAUGUAACUAGUUACCCAUUUCCUAAAUGUGGUACACCAGGAUAUGUAGCACCUGAAAUAGCAAAUCUUAAAGAUUUGAGUUUUAAAUAUGAUAAGAUUUGUGAUAUAUUCAGUGUAGGAUGCAUAUUCUAUAAAUUGUAUAUAAUUAAUGUUUAAAUUAAUUAGAAUAACUUAAAAGGAUUUGUUUCCGGGAAAUGAUUAUCAUGAAAUAUUGAAGUUGAAUAAAAAAUGCAUAAUAAAUUUAGAUAAUCUAAGCAUAUAUAGAACACCUUAAGCAGCGAUGGAACUUAUUUAAAUGAUGUUAUAGAUUGAUCCAAAAUAAAGAAUCUCGGCUUAAUAGGCUUUAGAUCAUCCAUUUUUUUCGGGUGGUUUUACUGAUAGAAAAUUGAAAUUCUAAUCCUAAAAAAAAGUAUAAUUAUAGGGUAAAUUAUGGUAAACUUCAACAUUUAGAAUGGAAAAAUCAGAUAAAUUAUAAUUACCUGAAAUAAAAUAGAAAUCAAGAUAAAAAGAUGAAGAUGAAGUUGAAGAUGAAAAAAUUAAAAUAAAAGUUCCUAUAAUGAAUAGUCCAAGAUUGGCAUAACAUGCUAAGCGUAAAAAUUUAGCAUUAAAUGAUGGUUCACCUACAGAAAAUCCUAAGAAGAGUGCAUUUAAAAAAUUUUCAACUUAAGAAUUCGAUUAAUAAUCACCUGAUACUAAUUCACCAGAUUCUGCUAGAUAACAUCCAACAUUAAUAAUAAAUAAUAGUCCUAGACUUGUAUAGAAUUAAAUAUUAAAAAGAAAGUUUAAUCAUAAAAAUUAUCACUAACAUUAAGCAAUCUAUGAAGUAGAGGAUGAGCAAAAGAAUUAAUGAUUAAUUCAAAAAUUUGUGUUCAUA
Messenger RNA from Paramecium sonneborni, 1787 nucleotides. Lineage: Eukaryota; Ciliophora; Oligohymenophorea; Peniculida; Parameciidae. The record is from the annotation of a GenBank genome assembly.